Molecule: messenger RNA, 888 nt
Organism: Thecamonas trahens ATCC 50062
Lineage: Eukaryota; Apusomonadida; Apusomonadidae
Product: thioesterase superfamily protein
Exons: 1
Coding region: 1-657 (218 amino acids)
Source: RefSeq, a predicted model, not a curated record
AUGCUCGACUACCUCCCAUCCACGUGGCUCGGCUGGGCACUUGUACUCAUUGCGGCUAUCAAUGUGACUGGCCUCCCACUUGCCUUCCACAUCCGACUCCUCCUCACGGUGGCGUGGCAGUUUCGCAACGGCCGCAUUCCCGAUGUGCUGGAGGGUGUGCGCCUGCCGCUGCGCGUGUGGCCGUCCGAGUGCGAUAUUAAUCUGCACAUGAACAAUGCUUCUUACAACCUCGUGGCCGACAUGGGUCGCUACGCCUUUGCCGUCGGCACCGGCAUGUGGGCCAAGUCGCGAGCGGAUGGCUUCUAUCUUGCCAAUGGCGGCGUCUCGCUGCGGUUCAAGCGCGAGCUCAAGCCGCUCGCCGCAUACACCCACAUCACGCGGCUGCACUCGUUCGACGGCAAGUGGAUGUACCUGGAGCAUCGCUUUGAGGCUCCCAACUCGGGCAAGGUUCACGCCUUUGGCUACUCGCGCUUUGUGGCCAAGAAAGGUCGCGACGACGUCCCACCGGCCACCCUCCUCCGCGAGCUCGGCUAUGCCGACGCCGUCGACGUUGUCUCGGCCUUGACGGCGUCCAAGGCCCCUCACGCGAGCCUGGGCGCUCUGGCAGAUUCGAUCGACGACGCUCUCUACGACGUUGCCGGAAGGUGGAGUCGCUAACUCAACCAAUGUCGUCACUUUCAGGGUGACGACAUUGGCUCGCUCAAGAGCGAGCCGAUCUUGGAAAACGUCGAGCUGAGCGUCGAGCCCCAGGCCUUCAACUCUGCGAUGGCCUCCAACCGCUCAGAAGAAUGUUCAGGCGUGAGCGACUGCGACAACGACUGGGACUGCGUUGCCGACCUCUCUUCCCCACUCAUCGGCUCCUCCUCCGUUAUGGUGAGCGUGGUGAGC